CUGGUUCUCCACCUCCAGUGAAACGGCCCAAAAGCUAAAUCAGACCCAAUUCUGGAUGAGACACCUCCAGAUUCGAGAGUAACAUAUUUCUUUUUGUUGGCGCAUUUCAAGUUUUCAACCAUUAGGCCAAAGUCGACCGUUGCCAGUUUUGUUAAAGCAAUUUCCCUCUCCAAUUCAACGGUCAUUUUGGCCAUCGUCGAACACUCUCACUCGUUCUCUAGAUUCCUGUUGAGUGGAUUGAAAUGGGAAAGAGUGAAGAAUCAAAAGCUUCGAUUCAGCGACGAAAUUGGGGCAAAAUCUUCAAUGCUGUGACGCAAAUGCUACGGACACAACAAAAUCAGCUCGAAACACUCGUCAAAGAGCGAAAACUUCUUGAAGAUCGCGUAAGAACGCAGCACGAACGAUGGGUUGCUGAUAUUCGUCUUUACGAGGACCAUAUCUCUCAGAUGAAGGAUGAGUUAUUAUUGCGAAAUAUGGAACGCUCACUUGAAGCCUCGAAAUCAGAUCUGCUCAUGGGAAUGAAGCAGACGGAGGUCUAUCUCUGCCGACUGAAAAUAGAACAGUCCGAGAUUGAGUUGGAAGACUUCAAAUCGUUCUUUGAUGAUCUCGUCUCUCAUAAAUGCUCCGAUCCACAAUUACAGGAAAAUUAUUUAAGAAAUGCUUCAGAAACAGCUGAGGCAAAUGGUGAAAGAGAGAGUGCUUCAACAGCAUAUGGAACUACAGAUGGAGAGAGGCGUUUUAAGGCAUUGGAAGGUGAAGUAAGGAGGUUGAGGCGUGAGUAUGAAAAACUUGCCUCGGAAAAGAUGUCGGAGGUUUCUGCGUUAGUGGCCGAGAAGAAAUUUGUCUGGAACCAGUAUAAUGUCAUGGAAAAUGGUUACACAAGUAAAUUGAAGAGUAAGCAUUCAGAGCUUGAACUUGCAAACCAAAAAAUAGAGAAACUUGUAGCCACAUUGGAGCAACUACAAACUUCGAGCAAUGAGAAGGAUGGUAUUAUUGCAACGUUACGAGACCAAGUGGGAAAGAUGGAAACAGACUCAAGUAAAUUAAAAGAAGAAGUUUCCAAACUCUCACAUGAGUUAGAAGUGCAAAGGAAGUCUAUGAAUGCAAAUGCUACCCCUGUGCUGAACCAGUGCACAGCAGGAACUAGGCCAUCUAGUUUGGGAGGCAAGAACUGUAAGAAGAACAGAAGUAACGUCACUAUCAACAAAGACAUGUCUUCUGCGCAAACUUCUCUUUCGGGAAAUCGAAAAAGAAGAGGAGAUGAUGUUAUUUCGAAUCCAGGGACUCCAAGGUUGUUUACAUCUAAUUUCAAAGUCCCUAAACUGAAGAAUGAAAUCAAUUUGUAGAUUGCCAAAUAAACUGUAAUAUGGUCUCAAUUACCAUCGGCUUAUUGGGUUGUAUUUUCUUUCAGUUGUGUAUUGAUAGCAGUGUAUUCUUGUUGUAGCUGAAAAUAGUAGCUUCAGUCAUUAUCCCAUGUAAUCUAUCUAAUUUAGAAAUUAUAAUCUCUGCUUUAGGAAACUUCUCUGGGAAUAUCAGCAUGUUUAUAUAAUUCAUCAGCCUGCACUUUUUAUAUGUUACACAAAACUGAACUAUUAGUUACAUCAUACUUGUGCAUCAUUUCAAAAUACUUCCUCCUAUGCUAUUCUAUGAUACACUUAGGUUCUGCAGUGGCGUUUGACAUUUAAGAUGGGGGCGACCACUUGGAGCGGAAGUAAGGGCGGUUCCAUAGCAAUAUCAGCAGCAGAAACAGCAACACCGCCACGCCCCAAGGCGAGGUCUUUUCGGCCUCCCGAACCGACCUGGUCGUAGUUCUCACUGAAGCAGGCCCAACAACCGUACCAUACACGGCCAUGGAAUUUACAACAAAGAUCAGCAAUAAUAUCAAAGCAAAAAGGAACAACUUGAAGUCGAACACGGUUUUCGUCUGCAACGACAGCAGAAGGACGACGACACCGAAAAAGGCGAGCAGCGGCAUCGGCGGGAGAGACAUGGAGGUCAUCGUUCUCUCUGCCCAUCCAUACUUCCACUCUGGACCUCUUUCCCCCACCAUCCAACUCAUGAUCUUCUCAGUUUAGAAGCUUUUCUCUUCCUCUUUGGUGUAAGUAUCUGCAAAACAAGACACACAGAACAUGAAAAUAUGCAUAAUACGGUGGGAUGGGGGAGGCUUUAGCUUUGUAAGCAAACACACAACCGACUUCCUUUCCCAUAACCAAAGACCUUCUUGGAAGAUUUGAUCUGAUAUGUUUCAGACAGCAAUGGAUAAAAUAUAAGAAGGCGGCGGUUAGUUCUGUUUUGUGUUUGUUGUUUUGUGUUCAGAACUGGACACAUGGUGGCCAUGCAAUGGACUUGAGGAAACUCGGGGAUUUUGGGACAGUGAUCUUAUAUA
This is a messenger RNA of Momordica charantia (bitter melon), 2386 nucleotides long. RefSeq names its product cytomatrix protein-like protein. NCBI's taxonomy places the organism in Eukaryota, Viridiplantae, Streptophyta, Magnoliopsida, Cucurbitales, Cucurbitaceae. The record is from RefSeq and is a predicted model, not a curated record.